AUGCAUAAUGAAACAACAAAGAUCAAACAUCGUUUGUAUAAUGCUCAUUAUCCUUCUGUUAAAUCAGUUGAUGAACAUAGUGUAACAGCCAAACAUCAAUUAUCUCGCCAAUCUAAACGAGAUGACGCUAAUUUUUUUCCAGCAUUAACAAGUGGUAGUUCGUCAGAAUCAAGUUUAGUCAAUAGCCAUCAGGCAUCAUCAACAAACCAUACGGAAACAUCAUCAACAACAAUGGCAUAUAAUUCAGCAGUACAUGAAGCAGCCAAACGUUACAUAUUACGUAAGAAUAUGGUAAAAUUUUCUCAAGCAUUUCCAUCAUUACAUUUAACGAAUGGUUCUCAUACAAAACAAAAAUCACUUUAUAAACAUAUUCAAGCAAAAAUUAAUACUGGUUUACCACGUAUAAGUAGUAAAAAUUCACUGAAAUCUGAUACUCAUCAGUUAGAACCUAUUCGUCCAGUAAAUUGGCUUGAAUUAAAAAAUGAAAUCGAACAAGAUAUACAUAUAUAUGCACAUACAAAACGAAUGCAGUUUAAUUCUGACAAUACAUAUAAAGCACAAUUAACAAUAUUGGGAAAUCUUGUACGUUCAAAAGUUAAAUCUCAUUUAUCAUCUUCAAUAGGUAGUGGUGAUCAACGAUAUAAAAUUGUUGUUCAUCUUACUGUUUAUCAAAGAACGUCUUCUGGAUUACAUGUUGCAUCCAGAUGUUUAUGGAAUACAUGUACAGAUAAUUCAAUAACAAUUAAAAUGCAAGGUGUGGAUUGUAAUAUUCUAAUCGUUGUAUUUCUUUGUUAUACAGAUCUUGGAGCGAUAUAA
Molecule: messenger RNA, 816 nt
Organism: Rotaria sp. Silwood1
Lineage: Eukaryota; Metazoa; Rotifera; Eurotatoria; Philodinida; Philodinidae
Source: the annotation of a GenBank genome assembly